Messenger RNA from Betta splendens (Siamese fighting fish), 664 nucleotides. RefSeq names its product permeability factor 2. Bases 178 to 519 code for a protein of 113 amino acids. NCBI's taxonomy places the organism in Eukaryota, Metazoa, Chordata, Actinopteri, Anabantiformes, Osphronemidae. Gene Ontology annotation, biological process: neutrophil chemotaxis; cellular response to lipopolysaccharide; inflammatory response. The transcript has 4 exons. Gene Ontology annotation, molecular function: chemokine activity; CXCR chemokine receptor binding. Gene Ontology annotation, cellular component: extracellular region. The record is from RefSeq and is a predicted model, not a curated record.
UCAGCAGUUUAACCCUCUGUUGGUGAUGCUGGCUUGUUGUAAACUCCACAUUUAGCUCAUUCAGCAGAAAUCCGCCCCAAUCAAAAGCCGCUUCCUUCCCACGCUUCCGCAUUUGCUGCUUUAUAACAGCAGCCUCCUGUCAUUCAUUCUCAGAUCACUUCCUCGCCUCCGACCAAGAUGACGAGCGCUGCGCUGCUGCUGCUGCUGGCUGCUGGGACUCUGCUCUGCUGCUUCAACAUCACGCCUGCGUUUGCCAGGGAGAGCUGUGACUGCAUCAGCUACAGCGUCACCCCCGUCCCCCGGAGAGGCAUCAAGAAGGUCGAGAUGAUUCCUCCUGCAGGACACUGCCGCCGCACGGAGAUCAUAGUCACCAUGAAGAGUGGGAAAGUGUUCUGCACCAAACCCGGGACCAGAUGGAUCGAUGAGCUCUUCAGGAAUCUGCAGGAGCGAGAGCUCAACAGCAGAUCCACUGGAUCCACUGGAUCCAUUGGAUCCACGUCCACUGAGCCGCACGUCUGAUCAACAGGUGCUGCAUCCUAUCAAGCUGUGAAUUAUCCACACUGUUUACUGUUUUUAUCAUGAGUUAUAGUUACAUUUCUUUCUUAGUAUCUUUGUGAAUGUUUAAUUCCUUUUCAAAUAAAGCUGUGGUGCUCUCAGCUGUGAA